ACAACAGCUGCACCAACAACAGCAGCUGCAACAACUGCAGCACCUACAACCACUCCUCCCAUGACAGCAGCACAUACAACUACUGUUGCAACACACAUCGUUGCCCCUGAACCCACUUAUAUUCUCUCAGCAGUAUUCAAAGGACAGGAUUUCUCACCUGCCCUCACUGACUCCAACAGCGAUGAAUACAAAGCUCUUGAAACAGCAGCUCUAAAAGCGUGUAACGAGAAGUUCAGCAGCAAGUUUGCAAACAAGUUUUCCCGCUGCCUUUUGAAAAACGUCAGGGCCUUAAGUCCACCAAAAGACAACGAAACGCAAGCAACUGUGGCGGUUGUGUUCCAUGAGAAUACUGCCUUUGCAGAUCUCCCACAGAAUAAUGUUGUUGCUCAGACCUUAGUAGAAGCUCUGAAUGACCCCAACAACAGCUUGGACGUGAGCAUAAAUCCUGCUUCAGUCAAAGUAUUAGAAAGUCCAGUUCCAGAUGUGACUACAACUGCUCCACCUACAACCACACCAUCCAUAGCACCAACUUCACCUGCAGCCUCUGAACCCACUUAUAUUCUCUCAGUAGAAUUGAAAGAACUGGCUUUCUCACCUGCCCUCACUGACUCCAACAGCGAUGAAUACAAAGCUCUUGAAACAGCAGCUCUAAAAGCGUGUAACGAGAAGUUCAGCAGCAAGUUUGCAAACAAGUUUUCCCGCUGCCUUUUGAAAAACGUCAGGGCCUUAAGUCCACCAAAAGACAACGAAACUCAAGCAACUGUGGCGGUAGUGUUCCAUGAGAAUACUACCUUUGCAGAUCUCCCACAGAAUAAUGUCGUUGCUCAGACCUUAGUAGAAGCUCUGAAUGACCCCAACAACAGCUUGGACGUGAGCAUAAAUCCUGCUUCAGUCAAAGUAUUAGAAAGUCCAGUUCCAGAUGUGACUACAACUGCUCCACCUACAACCACACCAUCCAUAGCACCAACUUCACCUGCAGCCUCUGAACCCACUUAUAUUCUCUCAGUAGAAUUGAAAGAACUGGCUUUCUCACCUGCCCUCACUGACUCCAACAGCGAUGAAUACAAAGCUCUUGAAACAGCAGCUCUAAAAGCGUGUAACGACAAGUUCAGCAGCAAGUUUGCAAACAAGUUUUCCCGCUGCCUUUUGAAAAACGUCAGGGCCUUAAGUCCACCAAAAGACAACGAAACUCAAGCAACUGUGGCGGUAGUGUUCCAUGAGAAUACUACCUUUGCAGAUCUCCCACAGAAUAAUGUCGUUGCUCAGACCUUAGUAGAAGCUCUGAAUGACCCCAACAACAGCUUGGACGUGAGCAUAAAUCCUGCUUCAGUCAAAGUAUUAGAAAGUCCAGUUCCAGAUGUGACUACAACUGCUCCACCUACAACCACACCAUCCAUAGCACCAACUUCACCUGCAGCCUCUGAACCCACUUAUAUUCUCUCAGUAGAAUUGAAAGAACUGGCUUUCUCACCUGCCCUCACUGACUCCAACAGCGAUGAAUACAAAGCUCUUGAAACAGCAGCUCUAAAAGCGUGUAACGAGAAGUUCAGCAGCAAGUUUGCAAACAAGUUUUCCCGCUGCCUUUUGAAAAACGUCAGGGCCUUAAGUCCACCAAAAGACAACGAAACUCAAGCAACUGUGGCGGUAGUGUUCCAUGAGAAUACUACCUUUGCAGAUCUCCCACAGAAUAAUGUUGUUGCUCAGACCUUAGUAGAAGCUCUGAAUGACCCCAACAACAGCUUGGACGUGAGCAUAAAUCCUGCUUCAGUCAAAGUAUUAGAAAGUCCAGUUCCAGAUGUGACUACAACUGCUCCAGCUACAACCACACCAUCGCAGCACCAACUUCACCUGCAGCCUCUGAACCCACUUAUAUUCUCUCAGUAGAAUUGAAAGAACUGGCUUUCUCACCUGCCCUCACUGACUCCAACAGCGAUGAAUACAAAGCUCUUGAAACAGCAGCUCUAAAAGCGUGUAACGACAAGUUCAGCAGCAAGUUUGCAAACAAGUUUUCCCGCUGCCUUUUGAAAAACGUCAG
This is a messenger RNA of Eleginops maclovinus (Patagonian blennie), 2035 nucleotides long. RefSeq names its product mucin-2-like. The transcript has 14 exons. NCBI's taxonomy places the organism in Eukaryota, Metazoa, Chordata, Actinopteri, Perciformes, Eleginopidae. The coding region runs from base 61 to 1884 and encodes 607 amino acids. The record is from RefSeq and is a predicted model, not a curated record.